AGCUAGAGGGAGACAGUGCUUUCUUGUGGGACGCCUUGGCUGCUCGGAGGACCGUCUUUGCCGACAUGUCCUUGUUUGUGCGUUUUUAAUCAGCGGUUGGAAAAUAACAGGUAGCCUUGUCCGUCCGCCUCACGCGCCCGUAUACACCCAGGAGGCAAGAGAGGCAAAAAAUAAAAUCACAAUAAACCAUUUGACGCUGCUGGUCGUCUCCUUUCCUGCGUGUGGUUUUUCUUUUCUGGGCUGCCGACAGAAGAAGCAGUCCGCAGGGUACAACAGCCGGGUUGAAUCGCAACGUGUUUGUUACUGAGAGUCCCCGCAGUCGGGCUGUGUGUAUUCAUAUGAAACAGGCUGGUUUAAUGGGGCUGCCGUCAGCCCGUCUCACCGCCUCUGGACCGCUGCUCGCCGCGAUUCACGCUUGAAUUUAGACCCAUUAAAGACGACAUUGUGGAUAUGGAAUGGUGCAUGCCGCUGGGCCAAGUUUUCAGCCUCUGAAAAACACCGGAAUCAUGGACAGUCAUCCGCUGUGCACCAGACUCUGUCCACACGCUCUGGACAAAGAAGAUGGCGUCGAGAGGCAAGGUCCUGUCACUCUCAACCCUCGGCACAUGAGGAAGGCGUUCAAAGUCAUGAACGAGCUGCGCAGCCAGAGCUUGUUGUGUGAUGUGACCAUAGUGGCGGAAGAUGUAGAGCUCGCUGCUCACAGAGUGGUCCUGGCUGCUGGGAGCCCCUACUUCCAUGCUAUGUUCACAGGUGAGAUGGCAGAGAGCCGGGCGAAAAGAGUGAGGAUAAAGGAGAUGGACGGUUGGACUCUGGGGCUGCUGGUCGACUACAUUUACACAGCAGAGAUACAGGUCACAGAGGAUAACGUGCAGGCAUUGCUGCCUGCCGCUGGCCUGCUCCAGCUCAACGAGGUGAAAAAGGCUUGUUGUGAGUUCCUGAGCUCUCAGCUUCAUCCAUCCAACUGUCUCGGGAUACGAGCCUUCGCUGACCUACACGCCUGCUCUCAGCUCCUCACACAGGCAAACACCUAUGCAGAGCAACAUUUCUCUGAGGUGGUUGGGAGUGAAGAGUUCCUCAAUUUGGGCAUGGAGCAAGUGUCCAGCCUGAUCGCCAGCGACAAGCUCACCAUCCCCACAGAGGAGAAGGUGUUUGAGGCGGUGAUAGCUUGGGUCAACCACGAUAAAGAUGUCCGGCAGGAGCACUUGGCUCACCUGAUGGAACAUGUUCGCCUGCCGCUUCUCUCCAGAGAAUACCUGGUGCAGCGGGUGGAGGAGGAGUCUCUGAUUAAGAAUAGCAGUGCGUGUAAAGACUACCUGAUCGAGGCCAUGAAGUACCACUUGCUGCCAGCUGACCAGAGAGCUCUGAUGAAAACCGCACGCACACGCAUGAGGACUCCGGCCUGCUGUCCUAAGGUGAUGGUUGUGGUUGGAGGCCAGGCUCCUAAGGCCAUCCGCAGUGUGGAAUGUUAUGACUUUGAGGAGCAGCGAUGGUACCAGGUGGCUGAGCUCCCGACCAGGAGGUGCAGAGCAGGUGUGGUGUACGUGGGUGGGUGUGUGUACGCAGUUGGUGGUUUCAACGGUUCUUUGCGCGUGCGGACCGUCGACUGUUACGACCCGGUGAUGGACCGCUGGACGAGCAUGAGCAGCAUGCAAGAUCGUCGAUCGACGCUCGGGGCCGCUGUGCUCAACGGACUCCUGUACGCUGUGGGGGGCUUUGACGGCAGCACAGGUCUGUCGACAAUCGAGGCAUACAACGCGAAGACAAACGAGUGGUUCCACGUGUUACCCAUGAGUACCCGGCGAAGCAGUGUGGGAGUGGGUGUUGUCAAUGGGAUCCUGUAUGCAGUUGGAGGUUAUGAUGGUGCGACCAGGCAAUGUCUGAGUACAGUAGAAGCUUACAACUCUAAAAGCAACACGUGGAGCUACAUCUCAGAGAUGGGCACGCGACGCAGUGGAGCAGGUGUCGGUGUGUUAAAAGGUUUACUGUACGCUGUGGGGGGUCAUGACGGUCCGUUGGUGAGGAAGAGCUGUGAAGUUUAUGAUCCGGCCUCAAACACCUGGCGGCAGGUAGCUGACAUGAACAUGUGUCGACGCAACGCAGGUGUGUGCGCUGUAAACAACGUACUGUAUGUGGUGGGAGGAGACGACGGCAGCUGCAAUUUGGCCUCUGUGGAGUUCUACAAUCCAAACUCGGACAAGUGGACACUACUGCAGUCCUGCAUGAGCACAGGACGCAGCUAUGCAGGUGUGACUGUGAUUGACAAGCCCUUAUGACCGCUCUUGACACCUGCCGCUGAUUUGGAGCAGAAUGUAUUCUCCCGCUGAAUGCUGAUCUUGGAUCUGUCUAUGAUGCCUAUGCUCCAUUGUUGGGCAGCAUUAGCACAGGCACUGACGAAGAUGAAGAAAAUGACAAGAAGUUUUGUGCUUGAGGAUGAUGAUGAAGAUUUUUUUGCACUUACCUGAAAGGGGGAGCUGUAACAAACGAGGGGAUCGAAACCCGUGUUUAAAUCCCCUCCCGGCAGGACUGCCGCUAGCGACUGGACAAACCAGUUUGAAGCACCACUGCACCACUGCAGUGUCAUUGAAACGCUACUGAUAUGAAGCUACUAUAACUGCUAGUUACUUUAACAUUAGUAAUGUUAACAUGAACCAGCUCUGAGAGAGACCACUGAUCUAAUCUAUGGGAGAGGAGCAGAGAAGGACCUGAAAUCUUUGUUUCUCCUUCGUUUUUAUCUUUAAAGUGUGUGUGUGUGUGUGUGUGUGUGUGUGUGUGUGUGUGUGUGUGUGUGUGUGUGUGUGUGUGUGUGUGU
Perca fluviatilis (European perch) is the source of this 2809-nucleotide messenger RNA. It is a transcript of the gene klhl2, whose product is annotated as kelch-like family member 2. Gene Ontology annotation, molecular function: protein binding. The coding region runs from base 456 to 2273 and encodes 605 amino acids. The record is from RefSeq and is a predicted model, not a curated record. The transcript has 15 exons. Lineage: Eukaryota; Metazoa; Chordata; Actinopteri; Perciformes; Percidae.